CCGCCGCGGCCCCGCUGCCCUCACGGCCCUCACGGCCCUGCCGGUUCCACCGGCCCUGCCCGGGGCGGUGUCGGAGCGCUGUGUCUCACCUUCUGCGGGCCCCCGGGGCUUCCCGGUCCUGCUGUGCGGCCUUUUGGAGCCGCUUUCAGCACCGCUACCGCAUUAAAAGUCGAUUUAAUGAACCUUUAGGGGCCUGUAAAUUGCUCGUUUUCUAGUGGCUGCUUCCCCACAGCUGUGUUUGGCUGCACUGGAGCAUGGAGCCCAUCUCCCUGCCAGAACCAGGCACUGCUGCAGGAAACAGCUCAUCUGUGGCACAGGAAAAGUUCCAUGUGCUGGUGGGAGUGACUGGAAGCGUGGCUGCCCUCAAGCUGCCCCUGCUGGUCGCGGAAUUGCUGAAAAUCCCUGCGCUCGAGGUGAAGGUGGUCACUACUGAGAGAGCAAAACAUUUCUACAAUGCCCAGGAGAUUCCUGUGACCCUCUAUGGUGAUGAAGAGGAGUGGCAGCUGUGGAAGGGCCGCUCGGACCCCGUCCUGCACAUUGAGCUCCGGCGCUGGGCUGACCUCAUGGUGGUGGCACCUCUGGAUGCCAACACGCUGGCAAAGGUUGCCAAUGGCAUCUGUGACAACCUGCUGACUUGUGUCAUCCGCGCGUGGGACCUGAGCAAACCCCUGCUCUUCUGCCCUGCCAUGAACACGGCCAUGUGGGAGCAUCCCAUCACAGCUCGCCAGGUGGAGCAGCUGAAGGGCUUCGGCUACACAGAGAUCCCCUGUGUGGUGAAGAAACUCGUGUGUGGAGAUGAAGGCCGAGGUGCCAUGGCAGAAGUGUGGACCAUCGUGGAAAGAGUUAAAAGGAUCCUUGAAGAACGGGACGUGCCAAGGCAGAGCUGAUGUUUUGGCAUGUAAAUGGUGGUUUUGUGCCUUCCUGAUGGUUUGGAGAUAAACCCAGCAGGAGGCUGGGCUCAGCUGCCCUGGUACCCAUGGCAUGCAUACCUUUAGCUGCUCUUCAACAGAAAGAGCCAAAGCCAACGGUUGUGUUCCAGCUGGUGCAAAACUGAAAUGUGGUACCUCACCACAGACUUUCAAAACCAGAGCCAAGAUUGUGCUGCUUUAGUGUGGAAAACUCUGUGGUAUUUUGGGAGUAACUGUUCCAGAGGCUGCUCAGCCCCCAGUGCUUCACACCUGCUCUGUUCUGGUCAGGCUGCAGAAGGUGUUUCUCGAGAGGAAAAGGCCCUGCAAAUUCUGGUGUAGGGUAAUUGCAGCAACUUCUAGCAAGUGUCUCCUGGACCAUUCCUGCUCUCCAAAUCUUGGUCCAUACUGGUGCUGGCUGCAUGUUCCUCCCAGCAGGAGUCACUGUCCAAAAAGAUUUUCCCUCUGGGAACUUAAUAAAAAAGAGUUAUUAAUCCUGCCCCUGA
Messenger RNA from Lonchura striata (white-rumped munia), 1411 nucleotides. It is a transcript of the gene PPCDC, whose product is annotated as phosphopantothenoylcysteine decarboxylase. The record is from RefSeq and is a predicted model, not a curated record. Gene Ontology annotation, molecular function: phosphopantothenoylcysteine decarboxylase activity; FMN binding. Gene Ontology annotation, biological process: coenzyme A biosynthetic process. Gene Ontology annotation, cellular component: phosphopantothenoylcysteine decarboxylase complex. Lineage: Eukaryota; Metazoa; Chordata; Aves; Passeriformes; Estrildidae.